UUCUUGAAUAUGCUGAAUGCGCCAAGAAAGCUAGCCAUGCUUUUGAGAAGCAGACGGCGUGAAAAAAAUCUAAUCAAACUGCUAUUAAAAUUUAGACAAUUAAAGAGUGAUUUUGUCCUCGGAUUACGCAGUUCAUUUACAACAAUACUACAUAAGUUAAAUGGCAGACUUGGUGAAAACCAUAGAAGACGACGACGUGCCCGAAGACCUGUCUGAGGAUUCUGCGUCAGAAGAUGAGUUUCAGCCAACAAGAAAACGAGCCAAGACUACGGACGGAAAGAGUGGGGGGCUGGACCCAACCUUUGAGUUUGGGCAAUUUACACAAGAUGUUUGGGCAGACAGAUGGGUUCAAACGGCAAAGAAGAAAAAAAAGAUAACUUCCACAUUGGAUGAAAAAAUCCACAAGAGAAUUCUUGUUGGGGAUGAUGAGAACCAAGUCGAAAUUAAGGAAGAAAGUGGAAACUCAUCAUCCGAGGAAGAAUCAGAGGAUGAAGAGUCUGAUGAGCUGGAAUCUGACAAUUCAAUUUCUGCUUCAACCAAUAACGGAAAUAAAAAGAAACUUGGCAAAAAACAGAGCAAAUCAAAUAAGAAAAUUGCGCAAGAUGAUGAUGAUAUUUUACUAUCGGAUGAUGAGUUACAGGAAGAUAAGGUCGUUGCGAAAGGGAAGAGUGCCAAAGGGAAUAAAAAAGGAAAAAAGAGUGUUGAAGAUGAAGAAGAUGUGAAAGAAGAAAUUAGACUCGAGGAUGAUCCGGAUUAUGUUUUCGAAACCAACAUGUCGUUUCAACAAAUGAAUCUUUCUCGUCCAUUAUUAAAGGCAAUUACAUCACUUGGUUUUGUUCAUCCAACACCUAUUCAAGCUGCUGCUAUUCCUAUUGCCCUUGGUGGGAGGGACAUAUGUGGAUGUGCUGCCACCGGGACUGGAAAAACGGCUGCAUAUAUGCUGCCUGUAUUAGAAAGACUAUUGUAUAAACCGAAAAUUGAAUCAGUAACUCGAGUUUUGUGUUUGGUUCCCACACGUGAGUUGGGUGUGCAGGUUUAUCAAGUGACCAAGAAUUUGGCGUCUUUUUCUAACGAUAUCGAGAUUGGAUUGGCUGUAGGAGGAUUAGAUAUUCAGCAACAAGAAUCAGUCCUCAGACAAAAUCCUGACGUUGUGAUUGCCACACCUGGUCGUUUAAUUGAUCAUUUGGGAAACACUCCUUCUUUUAAUUUGGCCUCCAUUGAAAUUUUAAUUUUAGACGAAGCUGACAGGAUGUUGGACGAUUGGUUUGCAGAACAAUUAAAAGAAAUUGUCAAACAAUGUAGUCCUCGUCGCCAAACUCUAUUAUUUUCUGCAACAAUGACAGAUAAGGUUAAGGAUUUAGCCUCUGUUUCGCUAAAAAAUCCAUGCAAAAUCUUUGUCGAUUCAAAUAAACAAGUCGCAUUCAAUCUUCGUCAACAAUUUGUAAAGAUUCGGAAUGAAACCGACCGGGAAGCCGUUCUUUGUGCUUUGAUUGUGAGAACUUUUCACAAUAAGACUAUGGUUUUUGUCCCAACAAAAAAAAUUGCUCACCGUCUUCAUAUCGUGUUGGGGCUUAUGGGUAUACGAAUCGGAGAGUUGCAUGGAGAUUUGAUACAAAGUCAGCGUCUUGAAGCAUUAAAAAAAUUCCAAUCUAGUGAGGUUGACGUCUUGAUGGUGACAGAUGUUGCUGCGAGAGGUCUGGACAUUCCUGGUGUGCAAAGUGUCGUCAAUUAUACAAUGCCUCCAACUGUCGAACAGUAUAUUCAUCGAUGUGGCAGAACAGCUCGAGCAGGACGUUCAGGUGUUGCGGUGUCUCUCGUAGGAGAAAAUGACCGAAAAUUGAUGAAACAAGUAGCUAAAGCAGCCACAAAUCCUGUGAAAGCGAGAAUUAUUCCACCAGAAAUUAUUGCAAAAUAUCGAGACAAACUGAAACCUUUGGAAGCCGAAAUUGAGUCAAUCAUGCAAGAGGAAGAAGCCGAGAAAACUCUCGUGCGAGCUGAAAUUGAAGCAAACAAGGCAAUUAAAAUGAUUCAGGAAAAGAAGAGUAAGAGAAAGAAGAAGCGAAACGGACCUCCAGAGCCUGACACGAAAUCACGCAACUGGUUUCAAUCACAAAAGGAUAGAAAAGAUGAACAUGAUAAACUGCAAGGACGGAACCCUGCAAAACUCAGAAAAGCCAUUGCGUCAGCACAAGAAGACAUGCAACUCAGAAAACUAGUUGACUUCCAGAAAAGACAAGUUAAAGGCAAAAAGAAAGGAAGGAAGCCACAGGCAUUUGACAACGAUACACCUAAAAACGGCGUUGGGCCAAAGAAAAAUAAGAAAAAGUCUUAUUUUGAUGAGGAACUUACAGAUGUCAAAAACGCUAGAGCUUUUCGUCAUCAAGGUUUUAAAAAUGAAGGAAAGGGACAAAAACCUAAGGGUAAGGAUGACGGAGGUUCAAAAAAGCAAAGUAAGGGAACUCCCAGAUCUAAUGUUAAUAAAUCCGAUAGAAAGUUUAGUCAGAAGAUGAAAAAUAAAGCAAGAUAAUCAAUUUGGUUAUUGAAUUUAUAGUUACUAAUUUUUAAGUGUUGAGGUAACGUGAGACUAAAAUUAUUAUCUGACGAAUAAAUUUGACUAACAAGAAAAUUAAAUAAUUAUAGAGGAUCAUUUUGUUUAAUGGAUAUUUUUUCACAUUCAUUUUUCACAUUCACGAUUACUUUGUAAAGUUGAGACCAUUUUUUAUUCAAGUUUUUACUUGAAUUAUUUAAAUUAUAAGUAUUAGUUACACGCUCAUUACGAGAGAUGAUAAUAAAUUCUAUUCAAAGCAUUAUUUAAUACGACUAAA
Folsomia candida is the source of this 2825-nucleotide messenger RNA. Its product is annotated as probable ATP-dependent RNA helicase DDX27. The record is from RefSeq and is a predicted model, not a curated record. The transcript is spliced from 13 exons. Gene Ontology annotation, molecular function: RNA helicase activity; ATP binding; nucleic acid binding. NCBI's taxonomy places the organism in Eukaryota, Metazoa, Arthropoda, Collembola, Entomobryomorpha, Isotomidae. Bases 161 to 2527 code for a protein of 788 amino acids.